CAAGGAAUCUCUCAAUUACUUCUCUUGAUAUGAUUAAUGCUUCAUCGAUCAAUAUAAUUGAGAGGAAAUCUGCAGUGGUAAUCUGCUCUGUCGAGAGCUUCCCAGCUUCUAACCUGACGUGGCGACAUCUUAAUGUCCCAAUGAACAGAACAAGUUCCAACAAUGAGCUGUGGUUGGUGAUUCCUCACGUUACAUCCAGGGACACUGGAGACUAUCAGUGUGUGGCAGAGAAUGAACAUGGAUCAGUGGAGGGAUUCAUAACCAUCACUGUGGAACAUGCACCACAGAAUCUCUCAUUUACUUGGCUUAAUAUGAUUAACGCUUCAUCGAUCAAUAUAAUUGAGGGGAAUUCUACAGAGAUAAUCUGCUCUGUCGAGAGCUUCCCAGCUUCUAACCUGACAUGGCGACAUCUUAAUGUCCCAAGGAACAGAACAAGUUCCAACAAUGAGCUGUGGUUGGUGAUUCCUCACGUUACAUCCAGGGACACUGGAGACUAUCAGUGUGUGGCAGAGAAUGAACACGGAGCAGUGGAGGGGUUCAUAACCAUCACUGUGGAACGGCGAGAUUCCAAUGAAUGGAAAGCAGGAUUGCUUGGAGCUGGAAUCUGUUUGAGUGUUGGACUGAGUGGAUUCUUCAUCUUCAAGUGUGUGAGAAAAGGGAGCAGCACAGGAAGAGGUCAUUCAGCCCAAGAAGAGCGUGUGGGCAGUUCCUCCCCAGGCGAGCAGUCGGACAGGUCCUGGCUUGAGGGUGAGCAGCUGAUGAAGUAUCUGGGAGUGGACAAUGAUCGGGAAAUCUUACUUCCUCCUGUCACUUCUCCAAG
Molecule: messenger RNA, 820 nt
Organism: Carcharodon carcharias (great white shark)
Lineage: Eukaryota; Metazoa; Chordata; Chondrichthyes; Lamniformes; Lamnidae
Product: myelin-associated glycoprotein-like
Exons: 5
Biological process (GO): homophilic cell-cell adhesion; axon guidance; dendrite self-avoidance
Cellular component (GO): plasma membrane; axon
Molecular function (GO): cell-cell adhesion mediator activity
Source: RefSeq, a predicted model, not a curated record